Phyllopteryx taeniolatus (common seadragon) is the source of this 3995-nucleotide messenger RNA. It is a transcript of the gene pde5ab, whose product is annotated as phosphodiesterase 5A, cGMP-specific, b. The transcript is spliced from 21 exons. NCBI's taxonomy places the organism in Eukaryota, Metazoa, Chordata, Actinopteri, Syngnathiformes, Syngnathidae. Gene Ontology annotation, biological process: signal transduction. The record is from RefSeq and is a predicted model, not a curated record. Gene Ontology annotation, molecular function: 3',5'-cyclic-GMP phosphodiesterase activity; protein binding. Bases 318 to 2951 code for a protein of 877 amino acids.
AACCCCACGCUACGCCACUGCGCGUCCUUCGGAGCCGGUUGGUGUCUGCGCUAUCUCCUCAUGUUUGACAAGAGGAAGUGUUUGCCUGAUCUCUCUGUGUCCGUUUCCCUCCCUCUCUCGCGUCCCUCGAUUUGAUCCCACACAAAAAAAAAAAAAGUGGCGUCCUGUGAUACGCACGUUGACUUUUUAGUGCUCUCGCUUCGGCGCAUUUGUGGUUUUUUUUUUCCCCCUGGAGGGGGCCUGGGGUGGGGUGGGGGGGGGGUUGCCAUAUGGGGAAUCGUCGCGCUAUUGUGGAUAUAUAAAGGCAGAGCCACGCCAUGGAGGACGACAUGAUGGAAGUGUGGCUGGACGACCACCUCGACUUCACGCGCUCCUACUUUGUCAGGAAAGCGUCCAGGGACAUGGUGAACGCCUGGUUCGCGGAACGCGUCCACGCCAUCAAGCCGCCCGCUUCCAAAGACAGCCAGUCCACCGUCAGCAUCUCGGACAAUCGCUCCCACGCGGACAGCGCAGCCCCCAGCCAGUCGCCCGGGGCCCCGACUCGCAAGAUCUCCGCGUCCGAAUUCGACCGGCCGCUCCGGCCCAUCGUGGUGACGGACCCGGAGGGCGCGGUGACGUUUCUGAGCGACGCCGACCGCGAGAGCGCCCCCCCGCGGGGCUGUGGCAUGCCGGAAUUUGAAACCGGAGGUGGGAGCGCUAAGGCGGAGAGCGGCGGCAGUAACCGGGGCGAUCGUUGCGCUCGACUGCUGGAGCUGGUGAAGGACGUUUCGAGCCAUCUGGACGUGACAGCACUCUGCCACAAGAUCUUCCUCCACAUCAACGAGCUCAUUGCUGCCGACCGCUACUCAUUAUUCCUGGUGGGCGAGGACAGCUCCAACACAAAGUUCCUGAUCAGCCGCUUGUUCGACGUGGCCGAGGGCUCCACGCUGGAGGAAUCGUCCAGCAGCAGCAUCCGGCUGCAGUGGAACAAGGGCAUCGUGGGACACGUGGCCGCCACAGGACAGCCACUCAACAUCAAGAACGCUUAUGAGGACCCUCGAUUCAACGCGGAGGUCGAUAUGAUCACGGGUUACAAGACGCAGAGCAUUCUGUGCCUGCCCAUCAAGAACCACCGAGACGAGGUUGUUGGAGUGGCUCAAGCUAUCAAUAAGAAGAAUGGCAAGGAUGGAGCCUUCACCCAGCAGGAUGAAAAGGACUUCUCGGCUUACUUGGCCUUUUCGGGCAUCGUUCUGCACAACGCCCAGCUCUACGAGACGUCACAGCUAGAAACCCGACGUAAUCAGGUCCUGUUGGAACUGGCCAGUCUCAUCUUUGAGGAGCAGCAGUGUCUGGAGGUUUUACUGAGGAAGUUCGCGGGAACCAUCCUGUCCUUCAUGCAGGCCCAGGCUUGUACGGUCUUCAUUGCCGAGAACGGCUCCACAGAGAACCCCUUUUCCAGUGUCUUCCAUAUGGAAUAUGAGGGGCGAGCUCAAGUCCUCAAUUCCCCCAAGAGGGAAGCUCGUCGUGUCAACCAGAUCAACUACAUGUACGCUCAGUAUGUUAAAAACACCAUGCAGCCCCUCAACAUUGCCGAUGUCGCCGGAGACCAACGCUUCCCCUCGACGUGUGAAAAGCAACAUCAGACAAAGAGUUUGCUCUGCACUCCAAUCAAGAAUGGCAAGAAGGACAAAGUCAUAGGUUGCUGCCAGUUAGUGAACAAGAUGGACGACGUGUCGGGCGCCACCAAGACCUUCAACAGGAACGACGAGCAAUUCUUGGAGGCUUUCGCCAUCUUUUGUGGCCUGGCCAUCCAGAAUACCCAGAUGUACGAGACCGUGGAGAGAGCCAUGGCCAAGCAGCAGGUCACUUUGGAGGUCCUUUCAUAUCACGCUUCUGCUGCUGCAGAAGAGUCCCAGUGGCUCCAGGCGGCCGCAAUUCCCUCGGCCCAGUCGCUGCGACUGCUGGACUUCGGCUUCAGCGACUUCGACUUGUCAGACACCGAAACCACGUUGGGCGCCGUCCGCAUGUUCGUCGACCUUGACCUGGUGCACAACUUCCGGAUGAAACAAACGAAUUUAUGUCAGUGGAUUCUGAGCGUCAAGAAGAACUACAGGAAGAACGUGGCCUAUCACAACUGGAGACAUGCUUUCAACACUGCGCAGUCCAUGUUCGCACUCCUUAAAUCUGGGCACCUGCAGAAUCGUUUAAGGGAUUUGGAGGUUCUGGCUUUGAUGAUCGCUACUCUCUGCCAUGACCUGGACCACAGAGGAGUCAACAACUCCUACAUACAGAGGAGUGAGCACCCACUGGCACAGCUUUACUGCCACUCCACCAUGGAGCACCACCAUUUUGACCAGUGCCUCAUGAUCCUCAACAGUCCAGUAAGCGCACGUGCACAAAAUGGUGGCCUUCAUGACACAUCCGAGGUUCUCCUUCUCGAACUGUUUCAGGGCAACCAGAUCCUGAGUGGCCUCUCCCUGGAUGAGUACAAAUGCACUCUAAAGAUGAUUGAGAGAGCUAUUUUAUCCACCGACCUGGCCCUGUACAUGGAGAGACGCGAGGAGUUCUUUGAGCUCACGCACAACAGACGGUUCGUUUGGGAGUGCGAUCACCACCGAGACUUGCUGAGGUCGAUGCUGAUGACUGCAUGCGAUGUAUCGGCGAUCACCAAGCCCUGGCCGGUGCAAAAGAGGAUCGCAGAGCUGGUGGCCACCGAGUUCUUCGAACAAGGGGACAAAGAGAGACAAGAACUGCACAUCGAGCCCUGCGACCUGAUGAAUCGGGAGAAGCGAGAUAAGAUUCCCAGCAUGCAAGUUUCCUUCAUUGACGCCAUCUGCACGCAGUUAUACGAGACCCUGGCGGGCAUGUCCGACUUUUGUUCCCCUUUGCUGGAGGGAUGCCGGACGAACCGUCAGCAUUGGAUGUGCUUGGCGGAGGAGCGCGACAAAGGCCCGGUCAACAGUCUGGCGUGAACGUGAACGAGGGCGCUCAUGUGUCAUGUGACUUGCUCGCAUUUUUCUUACUUUUUUCACAUUUUUUUGUGAGAUUCAUUUCACAACAUAUACGUUAUUAAGCUAUCACGAACAACAGCCUACUGACUAACGAUACUGCGAUAGUAUUCCGAGCACAUCACAAUCAAGCGAUGUAUUAAAAACUGUCACUCGAUACAUCACGAUAUCGACCGUUAGCGGAAUCGCAGAGUAAGCCGCGAUACGAUAUUGCAAUAUUUGGCCAGCGGUGUCAUCAGCAUACAGAGAUUGCGUGAUAAUUCCCACGGUGCAACUUGCAAAUACAAAAUGAUCACAACACAGCAACUGUGGCAUAGCGGACAUGAGUAUCAAUUGAUGCACGAGAAGCGCUAGUGCGUUUUUGUUAUUUCCUUGUUUGUUGCAUGUAUUUUCCGACCACGGGAAUAGGCACAGAUCUCUGGUUACCGUGGCGAUGGUCUGCUAUUGAUGGACCAGCCGUGACGGCUCUCCUCGUGUGUCGGUCGGUACGAAGAAUAUUAAUUGCAAGUGCUUCUCACAAACACAAGUCAUUGGUCACCAAUUUUUAUUUUUUUUGUCAAUACAGUACAGAGGCUAUUUAUUUUUAUUGUUUUUCACCGAGUGGCUUCGAACUCAUGAUGAACACACAUGAAAGUAAAAAAAAAAAAACACUUAAAUUGGGAUGCAGAUUAUAUCUACAGACUACUGCAGUGUGACUCUCACAAACAUAUUUAUUUGUUGAAUGUAUUUAUUAGCCUAAUGUAUAUUGUCUUUUUUUAAGCACUUUUUUCAGAGGACACUAAUAAAUUGUUAUUUUUCAUACCAAGUUAAAAAAAACUACUUUUUUUUUUUUUUUUUUUCCUCCACUGCCUUGUCGUAAAAUAGUCACAAAUACAUUUUUGGAAAUGUGCACGGUGAUUUAAUUCAACGUGGCUUGCCAACCAGAAUUUCGUAAUCAGUUCCAAUAUGACUAUUCGGAGCUACCUCUCAGACCACGUUGCCCUAUGAAAUAAAUUCUGUGAAAGAUUG